Molecule: messenger RNA, 327 nt
Organism: Hirsutella rhossiliensis
Lineage: Eukaryota; Fungi; Ascomycota; Sordariomycetes; Hypocreales; Ophiocordycipitaceae
Exons: 1
Coding region: 1-327 (108 amino acids)
Source: RefSeq, a predicted model, not a curated record
AUGAGUGCCAGUCAGGGCGACAAAGAUCCCCGCGCCGACUGGGCGAAAAACAUCCGCCGAGAACCCGAGUGGAAAUGGUGUCCCAAGUUCGCCCACGGAUGGUACGACUUCGUCUACUACGACGAAUGCCCCAAGUGCAAUUCAACCGAGCCGCCCAUGAAGAACAAGAAAAAGGCCAGUGCCCCAGUAGCCACCAACUGGCACUGGUGUCCCACUGAGGACCACGGAUGGUACGAGGGCAUCACAGGACGCGGCUUCUACAGGGUGUGCGAAAAGUGCCUCGCCGAGUUGACGGCUAGUGGCUCUGGAGGAAACACGGCCUCGUAG